Messenger RNA from Pocillopora verrucosa, 360 nucleotides. NCBI's taxonomy places the organism in Eukaryota, Metazoa, Cnidaria, Anthozoa, Scleractinia, Pocilloporidae. The record is from RefSeq and is a predicted model, not a curated record.
AUGAACAAGACAAAUUACCGGCCAUCUACCAACGACACUGAUCUGUGCACCAGACGUGACUUGCAUAACAACACCAAGCAGACUUUCGGGAACUUCCUCAUCGCACCGCUCUCGUUCAACGCAUAUGACUGUGUGGGAGAGUGUGACCUGGCUGCUGGUGCCGCCAGUUUCAGCAACCAUGCCGUGGUGCGCUCCCUUGCUGUGGAGCGGAUGGAUGGAGGAGGCAAGGUAGUGCUUAACUGCUGCGUCGCAACAAACUUCAGCACCGAUAUGCUGGGGAUCAUGUAUUUUAAGAAAAACGGUCACGUGAUCCUGCGCCAGUACCGAGACAUGGUCGCCACAGAAUGUGGCUGCCGUUGA